CGUUUGCUGACGCGAUGGAAAAGUUGGUGCGUUUUGUUUUUUCGUAUGUUGUUGGUUGAAUUUCGGCGAUCUCGGGCUAUUAUAAAUAGUGACCGCCGGCCGGUGGAACAGUAUCAGUCAACGUUUAGUUCUCACUAUCGAACAGUGUUCGUAAGCCAGUGUCACUUCAAGACCUCAACACCAACCACCACCAACAUUAGCAUCAUGAACUCCAUCGUUGCCGCAGUCAUCCUUUCCGUCGUCGUCGUUGGUGCCAUGGCCGACUACCCAGCUCCGGCCAAGUACGAGGCACCCGCCAAGGGAGGUUACCACGCACCCGCCCCCCAUUACGCCCCUGCUGCCCACCACGGAGGAUACGCUCACCACUCUGCCCCGGUUGUCCACGCUUACGCCGCCAAGGCCCCACAUGUCAAGUGUGGCGCUAACCUGCUGGUCGGAUGUGCCCCCAACGUAGCCCAUGUGCCAUGCGUCCCAGCCCACCACGGUGGAUACCACGCAGCCCCCGCUCACCAUGCCUACGCUGCCCCGGCUCACCACGGAUACGCCGCACCCGCCCACGGAUACCGCUCCUUCUCCGAGGCUGACCAGGCGUCCGCUUUCGAGCUGGAGGACUAA
Anopheles funestus (African malaria mosquito) is the source of this 615-nucleotide messenger RNA. RefSeq names its product vitelline membrane protein 15a-3-like. Bases 46 to 615 code for a protein of 189 amino acids. The record is from RefSeq and is a predicted model, not a curated record. Lineage: Eukaryota; Metazoa; Arthropoda; Insecta; Diptera; Culicidae. The transcript has a single exon.